AUUGUGCUAACUGACUCCUGAAUUUGUUUAUAUUAUGUGUGGAAGGUCACAUCAAUAAUAGAAAUUAAUCAUUUUCAACAAGUUUUAUGGCUAUUUCCAUCUUUAAGCCAUUUUUUCUAAAAGUGCACCAUCUUCUUAGCCAAAUUCUUGCAUUUGGGCUUUUACCAAGCAAAUUAAGUCAGUAUCAAAAUAAUUGAUCUUUGCAAUGCAGAGUAGACAGAGAAGCUACAUUAGAAGCAUCAUUUAGAUGCAUUUACACACUGUUUAAGAGACGUUUCAAAUAUGGCCAGGCCCAGGCAGACUAGCCUUAAAAGUUUUUUUCAGAGGCCAGACGCGAAGGAGGAUACUGAAUCAGGAACGCCUGAAGCCUCAGAUGUCCAGAGCCAGACAGCUCCGCCACCACCAGAGAAAAAGCCGAAGUGUAGGGCGUAUCGGUCGGAAUGGAGUGACAAGUUCCCAUGGCUAAGAUGUGAGGUAGUUGAUGGUAAUGAAAAAAUGUUCUGUUCGCUCUGCGAAAAGGCAGGACGACGCAACGGAUUCACAAGAGGGUCGAAUAAUUUGAGAAUGUCUGCUCUCAUUGAACAUAGUCAGAGCAAUGACCAUGUUGCGGCGCACAAUUUAACGCCACAGCAGGUUGCGAUGAAAGGCCACUGUGACAAGGCCACGGAAACUUCUAAGAAAAAACUAUGCUCUCAGCUCAAAAUUGUAUUCCACAUGGCAAAACAUGUUCUCCCAUCUAACCAUUUUGUAGCACAGACUGAGCUACUGCAAGCUCUCGAGGCUCCAGAUUUUGUCACCACUGAUGGCAUUUAUUGCCACAGCGACUCUGUGGAUGAUAUGGAAAAGGCAUUAGAACACAUCGUGGUGGAACAGAUCCGUAAAAAACUGAAAAACAGUGACUUCAUUGGAAUAAUAAUUGAUGAAACUGUAAAUAUCACUGUGAACAAAAAGUUAAUCAUAUAUCUAAAGCUGGAAAUUAAAGGAAAGGUGGAGACAUGCUUUCUUGGAAAUUAUGAUGUGGACUCCGGGACAGCAAGAUGCAUUUAUGAUCGUGUUGUUGCGGUGCUUCGCGAAAUGGAUAUAGCACUGUCCCGUGUCAUUGGCCUGGGUUCAGAUGGUGCAAGUGUAAUGAUGGGAAGGCAUGGUGGGGUGGGUGCUUUGUUUAAGCAAGCAAAUCCAUUUUCUAUCCAGGUGCACUGCGUUGCCCACCGGGCUGCACUUUCUGCGCUGGACGCAGAGAAAGCUGUGGAAAACAUCAGAGCUUACAAAAACAUGAUCUCCUCGGUGUACUCCUUCUACAGACACUCUGCCACCAGAACAGCCCGGCUCCGCCAAUUAACAGCUGCACUCAGUGAUGAGGACAUGGUCAGCCUCAAGCAGCCAUGCGCAGUCCGCUGGCUAUCCCUUCACAGGGCUGUGGAGGCCAUGAAGCACAACUGGGCAGCUGUGGUCAUGGAAAUUAAUGAAGAGGCAGUGGGAGGAAAUACCCAAGCACAAGGGCUGCUUGGUCAAAUCCAGACAUACAGCUUCAUAGCCCUGACUCACGCACUGGCCGAUCUACUACCAGUGAUGACAAAACUGAAUUUAGUUUUUCAGAAAGACAACGUCAAUCUUUCCAGCAUCCGACCAAUAGUGCAAGCAUCUGUCGCGGCAUUUACACACUUACGAGAUGUCCCCGGUCCAGAAGAGGAAACAUUCAAGGCAGGAUAUAAAGACGGCACAUACAAGGAUGUCAAAGUGACCAAUUCAAGCGACCGCUCCAUUCAAAUUUAAAAAAAGCCAGAGAACGUUAUGUUCAACAUCUGAUAGAUGCCUUGCUAGAUCGGUUCCCCGAGGAUUGCAUGGAUCUACUUCACUGCCUCGAUGCCCUUCUGAACCCCUCUAGAUAUCCGCAGACACAUAGUGCUCUCCAAGAAUAUGCAGAACCAGCGAUCAGAAGGAUUAUUUGCCAUUUUACAAGCCUUGAGUCUGCGGACACCGCUCCUCUUAUCGAUACCGUAAGCCUGCGACAUGAUGCCCUCGCUGUCAUGACAGCGCUCCGUGGCUAUGGAGGAUUGUAUUUCUCCACAGCCUGCGAAGUCCUCAUAUGUGAUUUCAACAAAAUGUAUCCAGAGUGGACCAAGCUCGCCAAGAUAGCCUGUGUAAUCCCUGUCUCGAGUGUUCCUGCAGAGAGGGGGUUGCAAAAUCGGAUCAAGACGAAGCAACGAAGUCGCCUUGCGGAGAACAAGGUUACGCGGCUUAUGCGCAUUGCAAGUUGUAGAGAGACACUGGGAAGUUUUGAUUUUAAGUCGGCAGCUGCACAAUUCAGCACUGCAAAAAAGCGUAAAAAGUAGCCAAAAAUGACACGAGACAAUGUUAUAGGCCUAGACAUUUGUUUGUUCAAGUUCAUUUGACAAGGAGUCAUUUCACACGGUGGCCAAUUUAAAUGUUACCAGCUAAAUGAGACAUACUGAGUUUAUAAUUAAGUUUGCUUGAAUAAAAACAAUGCUAUAUUCGGAUAUUUUAUGUGGGGAAGGGGGGUUGGUUUGUUAAACUAUGAAAUGUGAAACCAUAGUAAAAAACAAUUGGUUGAUUGACGCCAAUCGGACGUUCAUGAUUUUUUUCCGUCUGUUUGAAAGUUGGGCUAAUAAACAUGUUGCAUAUACGGCCUGAUUAUGUCAUUUUUUAAGUUACAUAAACUGCUUUCAGUUUUCCUCAACUUGACUAAUUAAGAGGCGAUAUUUGACCGGCAUAUCAUCAAAAUGUCCGGAAAACGAAACCUCUGCUGGUCACUUUGACCGGCACCAUUUUUUUCUAGCGGAAACUCUGAUCCAGACGUAUCUAACCAACAACGACAGCUGCUUUUUGUGUAAAGCAAAUAUGUUACCAGGCAAACUGGGUUUUUUAAGAGGCCUGAGUGAGGUUCUAGCAAAAACUGUUGAAUGCAGCUUAAAUGGGGUCUUACUGACAGUAUUUGGCUCAAAAGUUCAGAAAUAAUAUUGGUUUUUAUGUAUUUGUUGUAUACAUUGCUUUGUUGUGGAAUCUUGGGGAUGGUGCUCAGGGGCGUAAAUUCAGCCAGUGCCAUAUACAGUAUCUUUAUGGGCAUAACUGUUCCACAGCAGUUUCUGUUCCUGUUCCUGACAGAUUAUGUGAGCGGAAUGGAGCGGCAACAAUUUCCCUUCCAUGUUUUGAGCUAAUAAUGACUCCGCUCCAGCUCCAGGUUCACAAUUUCCCGCUCCACCAGAAACACUGCUCCACCUUCGCUCCGUGGCUAAAUUAUUUCAGUAUGUUUGAAAUGUUGUUCAUAACGUAGCCUAUAUUAAAAUAAACGAAUAAAAUAACAGGAGCAUUUCAAAGUGGCUUAGGCUAUUGUGUUCA
Messenger RNA from Carassius auratus (goldfish), 3357 nucleotides. RefSeq names its product zinc finger protein 862-like. NCBI's taxonomy places the organism in Eukaryota, Metazoa, Chordata, Actinopteri, Cypriniformes, Cyprinidae. The transcript is spliced from 2 exons. The record is from RefSeq and is a predicted model, not a curated record. The coding region runs from base 283 to 1773 and encodes 496 amino acids.